Molecule: messenger RNA, 3105 nt
Organism: Enterobius vermicularis (human pinworm)
Lineage: Eukaryota; Metazoa; Nematoda; Chromadorea; Rhabditida; Oxyuridae
Source: the annotation of a GenBank genome assembly
AUGACGGAGAAGAAAAGUUUGACAGUAGAUAAAGAUUUGUUUCACUUACGAGCAUCAAAACUCUAUGAUUUCUGGAACAGCGGGCAGGAUUCUACAUUAUCCAGUGCUGAAGCAUUAGUUUUUAUGGUUGGAGUUGAUGAUGAUUCUCCACCGUACUCAAAGUCUAAUGCUUUACAGUACUGGCUGUUUAAUUAUGAACUGAACGACACUCUCUCCAUUUACACGAAAUCCGGGAUAUACUUUCUGGCCAGUUCUCGCAAAGCUCAGUUUUUGAGCCCGCUGGAGAGCAAGGAUGCGAAUGGUUUAUUACCUCCAAUUAAUAUUUUAUUGAGAGAGAAGGCCGAUAAGGACCAAGCAAAUUUUAAUAAACUGGCUUCUUUGCUAGAACCUGUCAAGGAUCACCUUGGAUAUUUUAAAAAAGAUGUCUUUGGGUCACCCUUCGCCAAAGCUUGGGAGAAGACGUUGCAGGAUAACAGACAUUUUCAGACAGUUGACAUCUCUCAAGCGUUUGCGCAUUUGUUUUCUCAGAAAGACGAAAGGGAGUUGGAUUUGUGUAAGAAAGCUGCACUGGCAACCGUUAAUACAUGGUCAUUUUUGAGAAAGAAGAUUGUUGAUAUUAUCGACCAAUCUAAGAAAGUAAAGCACAGUCGUCUAGCUGAAGAUGUUGAAAGGGCAAUGAUUACAGUGCAAGUUCAAGGCAGGCUUGCAGACAAUGGUAAUGUAGAAUCAUGUUACACACCUAUAAUUCAGUCUGGUGGGAACUUUGUUCUCAAACUGAGUGCGGAGAGCAGUGACAAACUGAUGCACUAUGGAACGAUUAUUUAUUCUUUGGGCGCUCGCUAUCAGUCUUACUGUUCAAAUGUGAGUCGAACGAUGCUUGUUGACCCGUCACCUAGCAUUGAAGAGAACUAUGAAACACUUCUGGUGGUCGAGACUACAAUUAUUGAAGCACUAAAACCUGGGAAGAAGUUAAGUGAAGUUUAUAACGUUGGUGUGGAGACGCUGAAGGAGAAGAAUCCAACGUUACUUAACUUCUUGGUCAAAAACAAUUUUGGGUUCCUAACUGGCUUAGAGUUUCGAGAAUCUUCCUUUUUAAUUAGCCCUAAAUGCGAAGAAGAAGUGAAAGCAGAUAUGGUUUUUGUAGUUUAUGUUGGGCUGCAGGGAUUAGAAAAUGCAGAUGCCAAGGAUGAGCAAUCAAAAAUCACUGCAUUGUUGUUGUCAGAUACCGUUUUAGUUUCUAAGGAAGGUAGUAAUAUUAUUUUGACAGAGCGAGCGAAGUCACGUCUGAAAUCAAAUGUUAUUAGGUUUAAAGAAGACGUAGAAGCUGAACCCUUUAACAAUAAGGAGAACGAUGUGGUUGAUGCGUUAGGGCGUGGCAAAAGAUCCGUUGUUUUACAGGAACAAACUAGAAAUAAAACAACAAAUGAAGACAAACGUAAAGAGCAUCAGCGAGACUUGGGUCGAUUACUGAACGAAAGUGCGCGUGAGCGGCUUGCGCAACAAACUGGCCAAAAAGAUACGAAAGUGGUGAAAAAGUCAAAUGUGUCUUACAAAAAUUUUGAGAAGUUUCCAAAAGAACCGGAAGUGGAUGAGUUGAAAGUUUACGUUGAUCGGCGCCACGAUACCGUUAUCCUGCCGAUCUUUGGUAUUCCGGUGCCGUUUCAUAUUUCAAUGAUUAAAAAUACCAGUCAGUCGGUAGAAGGAGACUAUACAUAUCUUCGUGUUAAUUUUAUGCAUCCUGGUUCACAAAUGGGGAAAGACCAAUUACAAUUUCCUCAUCCGUUCUUGACUUACGUCAAAGAGUUGACAUUUCGGAGUAGCAAUAUCAAGGAACCUGGUGAACUGAAUGCAGCUAGCAACAACUUGACUACUGCCUACAGACUUAUUAAAGAAAUACAGAAAAAGUUCCGCACGCAGGAAGCUGAAGAAAGAGAAAAAGAAGGAGCUGUGAAACAAGACAAGUUGAUAUUAUCAACAGCGAAAGGGAACCCAAAGUUGAAAGAUCUGUUUGUACGACCCAAUAUAAUUGCUAAACGAGUCAGCGGUUCUCUUGAAGCUCAUGCUAACGGUUUUCGCUACACAUCUUUGAGGGGUGAUAAAAUCGAUGUUUUGUAUAACAACAUCAAGCAUGCAUUUUUCCAACCUUGCGUUAAUGAAAUGAUAAUCCUGCUACACUUUACGUUAAAAAAUCCUGUGCUUUGGGGGAAAAGAAAAUAUCAAGAUAUACAGUUUUAUGCAGAAGUAGGCGAAAUUACAACUGAUUUGGGGAAAUAUCAUCAUAUGCAGGAUAGAGACGAUGUGCAAAGCGAACAGUUGGAAAGAGAAAUGAGGGCGAAACUAGAUCAGACCUUUCAAAAUUUUUGCGACAAAGUAGUGCGCCAAACCAAUGAAGCUUUUGAUUUUGACCAACCAUUUAGAGAACUGGGCUUUUUUGGUGUUCCACAUCGGUCAUCAUGCCUUCUUCAGCCCACAUCUACCUGUUUAGUCAAUCUUACGGAAUGGCCUCCUUUUGUUGUUACUCUGGAAGAAGUCGAAUUUGUGCAUUUCGAAAGGGUUUCUUUCCAGCUUAAAAACUUUGACAUGGUAUUUGUUUUUAAAGACUAUACUCGAAAAGUGCAAAUGGUGCAACAAGUGCCAAUGUCUUCGUUGGACGGCGUUAAAGAAUGGUUAAAUUCAUGCGACAUUUACUACACUGAAGGAAUUCAGUCGUUGAACUGGCCCAAAAUUAUGAAGACUAUCACAGACGACCCAGAUGACUUUUUUGCUAAUGGUGGAUGGAAUUUUCUUUCUGCUGAAAGCGAUGAAGAAGACGAAGAAGAAGAUGAAGAGAGCGAAGAAGCGUAUUCGCCAAGUGAAGAGGAGAGUGGAGCAUCUGAUGAAGAGGAAGAUGAGGAUGAAGAAGAGUCUGGUGAAGCUACCUCGGAGUCUGAGUCUGAAGUUAGCCUGGAUAGUGACGAAAGUGAGGGAAAGGACUGGAGUGAUUUGGAAGCUGAAGCGCAGCGAGCUGACAGGGCGCGUGAUCGCGGAGUGGAGGAAAGGGAAAUGAAGAAGAGGUACGCAUCUCCGAAACGUCGCGGCGGCCCGGAUGUUAAACGAAGGAAGUAA